UCUUUCUUUCUUCCUUUCUCUCUCUUAUCCGCUCCUGUCUCUUCCUCUGUUCCGCCGCCGCCGUCACCCUCCUCCGUCAGAUUCAAUCCUCUCCUCCGCCGCCACCACAACCACUCAUUACCUCCUUCGCUUAGUUGGGAAGCUUAGUUUCCUGAAGACUGGGGCUCUUCAAAUCAAUGUCUGAAGCUGAUAUGGCCAUCAUUAAACCUGAGAUGAUGAUGAAAUCGUAUAUAUGGCUUGAAACUGCUGAUGGAUCAAUCCAACAAGUGGAGCAAGAGGUUGCAAUGUACUGUCCCAUGAUAUGUCACGAAGUUCUACAGAAGGGUCUAGGUGCUGGAUCUUCUAAGAACUGUGCAAUUUCUCUUCCACAGCGAGUCAAUCCAGCCAUGUUAAGCUUGAUUCUCGAUUACUGCAGAUUUCAUCAAGUACCUGGACGUUCAAAUAAGGAGCGUAAAGUUCAUGAUGAAAAAUUCAUCCGGAUGGAUACAAAGCGGCUUUGUGAGUUGGCCUCAGCCGCUGACAGUUUGCAGUUGAAACCUUUGGUUGAUCUAUCUAGCCGUGCACUUGCACGGAUUAUUGAGGGGAAAACCCCUGAAGAGAUACGUGAAAUAUUUCAUUUACCUGAUGACCUUACUGAGGAAGAGAAAUUAGAGCCUCUGAAAAACUUGAUGGAUGAUCCGCGUAUCCGACUCUUGAAUAGAUUGUAUGCUAAGAAAAGAAAGGAAUUGAAAGAAAGAGAAAAACUUAAGGGUAAAGAGGUUGAAGAACGAGUCGACGAGCGUUCUGUGGAUGACCUUUUAUCGUUUAUUAAUGGCAAAGAUCACAAGGUGGUAAAGACUUCCAAGAACAAAAAAAAGAACAAGAAAAGGAAGGAGCAUAAAAAUAAGGAUUCACAUAAUUUGCAUUCCAAGAAACAAGGCGUCCAAAUUGUUGAGGAGACUGCCUCCAGCUUGGGAGGGGUAUCUAACCUACCCAGUAUGGAAGAUGAUAUUUUUUCACUGAAGACUGACUCUGAAGAUGGUUAUAUAGAUGAUGGAAUGGAUCCAGUUUUGAAGGAAAUGCUUGAUAGGGAAGUAGAGGAUUUUGCUCGGAGAUUGAACUCAAGUUGGGUUCUAUCUUCAGGACAAGAAAGGCAGCCUGUGCACUUUUCCAUAAACGGCAAUGGGGCUACAAGGCGAUUAACAGGUACACACACACGACAACCGUCUUUUCAGGGUUAAUCUUUGCAUCACAAAGGUGAUGUUGAACUGAAUCACUUACCAUAUCGAGUGUUGGAUAUAGCUAUAGAUGACUGAUGGGAGAUAGUUCAGUUUGCCUUCGGUUUUGAACAUUGAAGGACCAGCUGCAGGACACAAAUGAAGCUGAUAACUCUAAAGCCCAAUGGCUGGAACAGUUUUGGUGAUCGAUCCCACAUUUAGAUUGUAAGCAAUUAGAGAGAGAGUGGUGUUCUUCAUGGGUGUCCCUCCUGUAAUAUAUUGCUUUGUUUCUUCUUCUUGUCAUAAACCAUUAUCGUUGAUCCGAGAGUUUAGGAUGCAGUUUUGCUUCUCUUUUGAUCAACCUUUGUAUACCAACUUUUUAAUUAUUUAUUGGUUACCUUUCUGUAUUUUCUUAAACUAAAGAAUAAUUAUAUGAAGAAG
Eruca vesicaria subsp. sativa (arugula) is the source of this 1637-nucleotide messenger RNA. Lineage: Eukaryota; Viridiplantae; Streptophyta; Magnoliopsida; Brassicales; Brassicaceae. The record is from the annotation of a GenBank genome assembly.